Messenger RNA from Onthophagus taurus, 1925 nucleotides. The record is from RefSeq and is a predicted model, not a curated record. NCBI's taxonomy places the organism in Eukaryota, Metazoa, Arthropoda, Insecta, Coleoptera, Scarabaeidae.
GUAAUUCGUUCGGUUUUUGUGCAUCUCCGCGUCUCGUCGAAUGUACGAACGAAACGAACGGGAUGAACAUGUGAAACGUUUCUUGUAAUUUUCGAUCGGUUUUUUCUUAUUGGGGUUUUCAUUUUUUGGGUUCACUUUCGAUUCGGGUUUAAUCGAAAUUUUGUUUUAAAAGCUCAAAUUUGAUAGAUGCCGAUGGGGAUGUUUUCUGCAAUGAAGCAUUGCAGAUAAAGUUGAAUUAUUUUUUUAAACUUAUCUAUUAGUGAUCAAGUUUUUUGUUAAUACUAAGUUUAUUUAACACGCUUAGGAUGGCGUUCGAAAGAAAUAGGGUCAUAUAUAACAGGAAUAGUUGCGGCCCUUUUUCUCUUUCGUACGAAUUACGCCGCGUCGAUCCUGAAUUUGUUGAUGAAGAAUACGCCGAGAGGAUCAUUAACACGCAACUAAGGCAAUUGGACCCAUUAAAAGAAGAUUUGGCCGAAUGGAUUAAUAAAACGUUAGGUAUCCAUUAUCUAACGAGAGAUAAUUUUUUAACCGAGCUGGAUAAUGGAGCGGUUUUAUGCCAUCUUGCCCAACAUAUUCAAGAAAAAGCCAAAAUUGCCAUUGAUGCUGGGUUUUUGAAAGGGCCUUGUCCAUCAAUAAGAGGAAAAUGUUUCGAAAAAGCAAUGAGACGCAGUUUUUUUUCAAGAGAUAACAUGGAAAACUUUAUCAAAUUUUGUCGAAGUUUGGGAGUUCACGAAAAUCUUCUUUUUGAAAGCGACGAUUUGGUUUUGCAUAAUCAACCAAGAAACGUCAUCCUGUGUCUUUUAGAAGUGGCCCGAAUAGCAACGAAAUUCGGCGUUGAUCCGCCGGGUUUGGUUCAAUUUGAAAAAGAAAUCGCCGAAGAAGAACGUGAUACGGGCGAUUCCGGUUUAGGCUCGUUAAUCUCGUGGCAAUUCCAAGCAAGUUCACCAAUCGCAGAUGAACCAAAUUUGAGAUGUAACGGUCUUGUUAGAAAUACAGAAAACAGACGCAGUUUAGAUCCAAAAAUUUUGUUAUCUGUCGAUUUGGAUAGGACAAAAUCCGCUGGAGAUUCUGUUAUCAAAAAAACGAUGAAUAGAACUUUAAGUGAGGCAAGCGAUGGGAUUUUUAGCGAGCACACCGAUGAUAAUUCAUCAAGGGAUAGCGGAGAAGAACCGGAAAUUGAAACAAAAACUGUUCAUCAAAAUGAAAAAGUCAUUUUAACCGAAUUGGAUAAGAAAGUACAAGAAACAACCAAAUUAUUACAAAGAAAUUGUAAUUGUUUGAGUGGGAGAUGUUCAAGAUUGACUGUAAGAAAGGUUGGGGAGGGAAAAUAUAACAUUGCUGGGAGAAAUGUUUUUGUUAGGUUAUUAAAAGGACGUCAUACAAUGGUGAGAGUUGGUGGUGGUUGGGAUACGUUAGAACAUUUUUUGUUGCGCCAUGAUCCAUGUCAGGUGAAGUUUAUUGCCAAAGAUUUGAAAGAUAACAUAGAAAGACAGCAUCACCAUAGCACGCCAAAAUAUAUCACAACUUUGGGAGCAAAGUAUCACCAAGUACCUCACCGUGAACCGUUCACGCGUUAAAACGAGAACCUCAAUAAAGUGCACUGAUUAGAUUUAAAACUUACAAGGGAAAAGAAAAAAUAUAUAUAUAUUUCGCUCAGCGAAUAUAUAUAACAUUUUUUUUCUAAGCAUAAACACCGCAAUUUUGAAUUUGUAUUUAAUUGUACAUUAUUAGAGUUUAUUUACUUUUUAUACGUUCGAACGCGACACGUUUUCUAACCAAUUUUAUGUUCAUAGCACAGUUUUCAAGGAUGAUUACUGUGCGAAAUUCUUUAUAUAUAGCAUGUAAUUAUUGUUUUUCUUUCGUUAGUUAGUUAAUUAAUUUAAGUUAUGUAUUUUUAUACAAGUCAGUAAAGAAGGUAAUUUAUA